This is a messenger RNA of [Torrubiella] hemipterigena, 2472 nucleotides long. The record is from the annotation of a GenBank genome assembly. NCBI's taxonomy places the organism in Eukaryota, Fungi, Ascomycota, Sordariomycetes, Hypocreales, Clavicipitaceae.
AGACAGCUUGCGCAGGGAGCCAUUCGCGGCGCUGUGGGUACGACUCCAGCCUCGCAGCUUCACCACGCACCAAGACUUCAACAUCAUCCCUACUACGAUAGGCUCGACUGGACGCUGCCGAAACCUUUAAACAACUGCAAUACCCACCGACUAUAAAGACCGCAUAUUGCGCAUGCUUCGUCUGGGUCAAUCGCAAGUGCAAGUAGCGGCCGAACAGGGUUGAUAGGGACCAUGGCCACGCCAACGCCGAUGAAGCAUGCGCCUUCGCAGCAAGGUCGCACACCUUCUGCUACUGCUCAGGGGCGGACACCAUCUCAAUUAGCUGCAGCAACACCGCCAGUAUCGACACCCUUUUCAAACGCUGCCCAAGCUGCCUUUUCACCCCGCGGCCAGCGCUCCCCACAGCACGUCAAGAAGUCUCCAGCAACAUCAGGGCUCCUUGGCCAGCCAAAUAUGGGUGCGCUCAAUUUCGAUAGCCCAUCGACCGCAGCGGCAAUGGGGGCACUUGGAAUGGGCAACGGGUUUGACGUUGGCCUUGACGGUAUGGGCGGACUGGAAACCCUGACGGCGGCGUUUGCCAGCGAGGAUGAGAAGCUGAGAAGGCUUGAUGCAAUCCUCAAGAUGCUCAAUGAGAAGAAGGGCUUUGUAAGCGACGCAGGCAUCGAACGAUUAGCUCAACGAUUGGGUAUGGAGUUGCUCUCCGAAGAGCAGACGACACCCGACGGCCGAAAGACAAAGACAUUGACAAUAGCCGGUUCUGCAGUCGCUAUGGACAUUGUACUGGAAAAUAAUAUUGUUUUAAGCGCGACUCUCUCAUACCACGGAAAUGCCAGCUCUGUCGCCCCAUACAUUGAAGAAGCGAGCGACAUCCUCCUGCGCGAUCUCCAGCUGAAGAAGGACCAAAGUCCGCUGACCAAGACAUUAGACGACUUUGCUGCCAAUUUUGAACGCCUGGCACUCCUUGACAAGCUCAGUAUUGUGCCAGGUCUCGACUGCCAUGAAGCUCUUGUCGGCAUUUUCUCUAGCUUAGAGCGUCUACAUAGCUGGGACAUCGAGCAGGCAAAACGAGCCCCAGAUAAUGCAGGCAAGCCAGAUCCUGUUAUAGACUCACUGGUUAUGUGUCAGAAGAACGGAAAGCCGGUAAUGAAUGCACGUGGCCGCGUCGGACUCGCGCUUCAGUACUGGAAGCACCGCCGAUUCUCUAACAGACCCGCUCGCAAAGAUGAAACCUAUGGAAGAAUCUGGUCUAUACUACUGGGCUGCGCUGCCAUUGAUGGUAUUGGUCUGCCACCCGUACGGGUUUCCAAAGAUUGGAUCUCCUCGGACAUCAUCUUGAAGCAAGAGGCGACAGGAGCCGACGGGCAACAACAAAAUGUUCUAGACUGGCAAGAACCGGACAAUGUGUCUCUCCCCCCAUCUGAAGAGAACAAAGACGCUGGUAUGGAGCUUUUGCAAGCCGAUCUAUCAACAACCCGUGUCCCACGUGUCAUGUUCACAGCUACAUUUGAUCAUCCCCUGAUUCUCCCCCAGAACGACUGGGCACGACUUUAUGCUCUUGCGGGAGUUGAACCGCCGCCUACCACCGCCGAUUUUGGACAGGCUCCCCCUACCUUUGACGCUCUAUUCUUUCCACUGCCAUCUGGAGCUAAGCAGGACCCCAGUGAGGCCAGGACUAUCUCCCAGACCGCAAACGUGAAUACCUACGAUGAGCAAGGCAACCUGAUCCAGCGUACCCACCGGAACUCUCUCUACAUCUAUAAACCCAUAUACUCACAAGAGGUCACAGAGAUGCCUUUUGCACACCCACGGCAGCUCAUUGACAUGCUUCCGCUCCUGCGGCAGUACGCCUUCCUCUCAACGCUGCUGCAAACUAGCUUCAAGAACGACGGAGAUCCCAUCAAGCCAAGCGAAGAAUCCAAAGAUGCCACUGUAUCAUCAAAGACUACUACCGUAAAGGACCAACUUGCAGACUUUCUUGCCGACAAUGCAGCCGAUGAUGGGCACAAGCAGGACAUGAACCUUGACGUGAUCCUUUGGGUCCACCCAGCGCCACACAUGCAGGUUGUAUUCCCAAUGGGAUCUUCAACCGCAAAUAUCUCCUUCCGCAUCCUCGGCGGAGGCACUGUUGAAAUCACGGCCGAAAAUAUCCUCGAUGUCAAUGGUCAGAGGCGCAAGAAGACUAUUACGCGCGAGAUUCUGGCCACUGCCCUUGAACGCCUGGAAAAUCUGGGCGAGUGGGCUGAAUGGGUUCGCACAAGAGUCGUUUAAGCAGCAGAAGCCAGACGGCGAGACUCCAAGUGUUACGUUUAUAAGAGGCGUUGGGCGUGUUGCUUGUUAUAUUCUAGUCUAAUCUGUUAAUUUAAAGCGAUCUUUUUUGUGUACCAUACCCAUACCCGUGAAUGUUGAAAGCAAAAACAAAGCAAAAAUAUUGAACAAUGAACCCAAAAGACGCUCUCAGGCAAAAAAUUGAAC